Molecule: messenger RNA, 3413 nt
Organism: Chironomus riparius
Lineage: Eukaryota; Metazoa; Arthropoda; Insecta; Diptera; Chironomidae
Source: the annotation of a GenBank genome assembly
CGAAAAGUCGAUCUAAAUUUUUAGCUCGCGAAAAUAUGACAAAUUAAAAAAAAAGAAAAGGUUCUCGCCUCAGUCUGAACUUCUCUGUGCGUGAUAAUAUAUAGCCUUAUUCAUUCGUUUUGUGAAUAUUUUAAAAGAAGGCUUCAGGAACUUUUAAAGAGCAUAGUAAAUAGAAAUGUUAAAAUUGUUGAAAUUGCUAAAAACUUCAAAGUCUAAUAACAGUGUAAAUGGCUCCAAAGAUAUAUCAAGUAAUCAAAUUAUUCUAAGUGAUGCUUUAUUAGAAAAUGAAUUUCAAAAUGAGCCAAUCAUCCAAGAAAGUUGCGUAAUUGAUGGAAACGGCGCAAAAAUAAAUGUAACUUACAAUCAGGAACGUGUUAAUAAAUUUAAAACUGACAUUUUUAAGUAUUUUACUAUUCUUUUACCUCAAACUGAUUGCAUCAAUCUGAAAUAUGAUAAAAGUUUGGAGUUAUCAUAUGUUAAAAAUAUUUUUGAAAAACAAUUUCAAAAGUUUGAUAUCAGUGCUGAUUGUAUAAAAAAUGGAAAUGGAUAUGCUACAGUACAAACUGAAAAUACGAUAUCUUGCACAACUUCCUCAAAUAUGAUUGACAAUAUAGAAGCUUGUGCUUCGUUAAUGCAAAUUUUGUUAAAAAAUGCAUUUGAAAACUCAAAACAUGAAGAAUUGGACAAUGACGCAAAGAAAAUGUUACAACUGUACACAAAGUUUCGACUCGAUGAUAAAGAACCAUUUGUAUCAUAUGCAAAAUGGAUAGCAUAUACUGAACACUACCAGUUGCACUCAUUUGAUCCAGACAUUUUUUUGAAACUUCUUGAUUGUUUAAUUUGCCAGUUUAAGAAGAAGAAAAAUAAGUGGUUGAAAAUUUUUAAAGCUCUAUUCAGAAUUAAAUCAAAAAAAUCACAAGAUCAAAUCAUUUUCUCUUUGAAUUUUUCAAAAAAAUUUGAGAGCAAGGAAGAGCUUUCAAAAAUAUUCUGGGAAUCAGAAACAAAAUUACUUGAUUGUUUUCUAAAUUAUAUUCAUGAUCUUCAUUACAAUUUAGAGAACGACGAUGCCAAUUUAAGUCCAGUUUAUCUUGAAAAAAUGUUUGAAAUUAUUGCAAAAAUUAAUACCUUAAACGAUGUGAAAGAAAAAGAUUUACAACUCUGUGUGAAAGAAUCUUUAACUCAUGGAGCUAUUGAACAAAUCACAAAAAAUACUAAUUAUUCAAUUUUAAACAAUUCAUCUCAAAAUAUUAAGAGACUUGAUGAGUUGAUUAAUACUCUGGUGUGGAUUAAAAAACAUAUGAUCGAUUUUAACAAGAAAUACGGAACAAUUUUUGAAACGUUUUUUAAGACCUCAUUUACUCAUUAUUUAUAUCCUGCAUAUGACGAGCAUCUAGUGAAAAUAAUCCAGCCUGUCAUACUCCAGAUUACUGAUAUGAGCAAAGAAAAGUUCAAAACCUUCAAUAAAGAUGAUGAGGAUGUGUUAAUCAAAGUUUUUGAGCUUUAUCGGGAAAUAAACAAUUUUUUGGACUUUGUCAUGAAUAGCUUUAAGAUACAAGAUCCCAAUUUAAAAGAGUUCACCGACUGGUUUUUGACAGGAAUUGACUCAUGGCGGAAAGCUUCGAUGAUGACAGUUUUAUUCAGAAUCGAGAAAUCUAUUGAUGUUGAUAAACUACAACCUGAAUUGGACAGUGUUAAAUAUUCAACCUCGGUUAUAGAUACAAUGCAGAUUCUUUUUUCGACUAAGAAUUUUUGGGAACAUCUCCAAUGGUUUGAUAAGCACAAAGAUGCUGAUCUUGUUAAAGAAAUCACUAAAGAUUUGUGUUAUGCUAUCACCUGCUAUUUAGAAAAGUUUAUUGAUAAAGCUCAAAAUACAAAUGGUGAAACUGAAGAUGACAUUAAAAAAAUUUCAAAAAAAUUAUCACUUAUAAUCGCAAAUCAUAAUUAUGGACUGGAAAAUCUUAGAAAAUUGCUUGACGAAUUCAUCAAAAACAAUAGCACAGACAGAACUGAAAUCAAAGAUCAAUAUCAAAAAACAGAAAAGGAUCUUAAUGAAAAAAUUCACGAGUUAAUUACUUUAAAUUUAAAACCAAUAAGUAUCAAUAUUGAGAAAAGACUUGCUGAAGAUGCAAAAGCUAGUAGGUUGAGUGAAACUAAAACUUAUGACUGCUUAUUUACGUACAUAGAGGAUAUUUUAGCAACUUUACAUAGUAGUUUACCAAAUUACGAAUUUGAAAUUGCAAAAUCAAUUUUGUUCCAUACCAUCCUUAAUAAAAUAUCGAAAUUGAUUGAAAGUGCAACCAAAAAUAAAAAGCCGAUAGAAUAUUUUAUGGUACUAAACCAAAACUUUGAAAUACUUAAAGAAAUCUUUAAUUAUUCGAUUGAUCCUAAAGACGAAACAGCAAAUGAUGAAGUAAUAAAAAAAAUUAAAUCGAUUGGCAAUUUAUUAGGCAGCUACAAUUUGAAUUCAAUGCAGCUUAUUCAUCACUACUACAUACAUCGAUACAAAAUGCAACAAAUGUCCGAGGAAAAUUCUACAAAUCUAUUUGGAGUUCUUACAAUUCGAUGCAGCAUUAAUGACAAUGUGCUUAAAAUUCAUAUUUUGAAUGCUAAAAAUCUCAUUGGUGGUAUAAUGAAUAAAAAAUUUGAUUCAUAUGUCAAAGUUUUCAUCAUUCCUGACAAGAGAUAUCCAAUGUGUCAAGAUUUUAAAACCAAAAUUAAACAAAAUAAUGAUUGUCCAUUGUAUGAUGAGACGGUAGAAUUUACAUUGACAGAAGAACAACUAAAAAUAAAAGAUUCGAUCAUUUACUUUAAUGUCAUGAAAAGAUUUUUAAUAGGAGGCAAUGGUUGUAAUGCUGAAGCGUUUUUAUCAUUUGAAGAUAUCCCUAAAAGUAAUCAGAAUAAUAAUUUACAGGAGUUCUAUUUAAAAAUGACCAGAUUACAAAAUUAUGAACUUGAAAUAUUAAAAGUCAUUCAGUAUAAAAGUCAAACUGGAGAUAAAGAUGCAAAGAAGUUUUGGGCCAAAAUAAAUAGACUUCCAACUACCCCUUAAAUUUAAGUAUUAGUCGUCAAUAAACAAAAAACACUAUUAAUAUCUUGGGAAUCGUUCACUUAUGACGUCCGAAAUUAACGGUCAUUUUUCAAAAAAGAACAAUGGAUUUCCUGGAAUUUCUAUUGUUCUUUUCUUGCUGACCCCCCCCCCCCCCCCCCUGAACGUCAUAAGUGAACGGCCCCUUGUCUUUUAACUUUAACAAAAUAAAGUUGAGAUAAACCAAUAAAUGAAAGUUCUCGACAAGAAAGUCUAUAGCUUCAAACAUAUUUAAAUAAAAUAAAAGUCAAAAUAAACAAAAAUUUAAAAUAUUCUAUGUGAAUAUGUUUAAAUCAGCGCAUGUAUUACUUUGUUUCUAUCAAUAAAU